UAGGAGGCAGAGGUAAACGGAAGUCGUUCUCCUUGUGGAAAACUAGAGAAUACUUCAAAUUAAUUUUACCAAAAUGUAGAAUCUUGUCCGAUUUUAUUAGUGUGCUACAACUAGAAAGCAUAUUUUGUCAAUGACACGUAUAACAACACUGUAGUAAUCAUGUUUAAUGAUGAAGCUUUGGAUGCCGUUGGCUUUGAGUCACAGUGGAGGAAAUCGCUGGAAUUGGAACAGGAGUCGAGAGGCUGUCAAACCCGGCCUGUGCGCACAGCUGAGGCUCAAGUACAGGUACUGUUGACUUCAGAUAACGGCACUCAGACAGAUCCGCAAGACCACCUGGCACACCAGUUCCCACUAGAAGGUGAGCUUCGACCAACGUUUUCAGGGCUGAGCGACUUCCUGCACAGAGUGGAGGACAUGAUUGUCAAGGAAUUGGCCAAAAAUGCAAAAAGUCAUGCCUUCGAUGGAUUCGAUGUGAAUUGGGAGGACCAGAAUGAAACAGUGUCAUGCAAGCAUCGUCUGCAGCAUCUCGUUGCCCAGGAGAAGGGUCUUCACGUUACCAGCAUAUCCUGGAGCUGCACAGGUUCAGUAAUUGCCUGUGCAUUUGGUCGGGUUGAUGAUGGAGACUGGAGUGCAGAGAAGUCCUGCGUUUGCACUUGGAACCUGGACCGCAGAGGCCUGAACCCCAAACGACCCAACACGGUCAUAGACGUGGCGAGGCCAGUGAUGUCUCUCUCUUUCCACCCCACUAGCCCCUCUCUCAUUGCUGGGGGACUCUACAGUGGAGAAGUUGUGGUCUGGGACACAAACAGGACCCAGGACCCCGUUUUGGCCCAAACAGGAAUGUCGACGGACGCUCAUCGGGAGCCAGUGUAUCAGGUAGCCUGGGUCCCCGGACAAAGGAGAGGGGAAAUGUUGGUUCUUAGUGCGGGCUCCGGGGGCAGGGUACUGCUUUGGACAGUGGAUGGGGGGAGUUUGGUGCUCAGUGCCGGCUACGCCCUAGUCAGACAGCAGGUGCCUCACAACAGUUCACUGAGCAAGGGUCGUGGUAGCAGCAAUGUUGGGGUCACCUCACUGGCCCUGUCCCCCUGGGACUCUGACACAUUCCUGGUGGGCUCCGAAGGCGGCCUGGUCCUCAAGUGCUCCUUCUCCGCCCAAGAGCUGGCAGCGGCUCCCCCCGAUGGAGAGAGUGUGGCACUGCGAGCCCCGGCCCAGUUUUCCUUCAGCCCCAGGGGAGGCCCUGUCCAUUCCUUACACUACUCCCCUUUCCACAGGAACCUGUUUGUCAGUGUGGGGACCGACGGCCUGGCCCGCCUUCACUCUCUGCUGCAGCCUGAUCCUCUGCUCUCGCUCAGGGUGUCCGACUCCUACCUCUUCGGGGUACGCUGGUCACCAACAAGGCCCCUCGUUUUUGCUGCCGCCACAGGACAAGGUCUGGUGCAGAUAUUUGAUCUGGGCCGAAAGUCCCUGAGACCAGCAGCCACCAUGGAUCAGCUGACGAGUGGCCAACCAGCCUACUGCAUGGAAUUCAAUCCUUGUCAAACAGACCUCCUGGCGGUGGGCAACGCAGACGGUUCAGUCAACAUCUGGCACCUUAGCACAGAGCUGACAGAACAAGGACACAGAGAGACCGCCCAGUUGGAGCAACUAGCCAAUGAAGUGGCAGAGUGAGUUGAGGCAGGAAAGAGAGGGCCAAUGAAAUUACGAGAUAACCGGCUUGUAAGGUUGCUGGCACACCUGUAUGUAUAGACCGUUUUAAGUAUUAUAGUAUUUAAUAGGCUUGUAUCCUUUGAAACAAAUAGUCAUUACUCUGUUGGUACUAAAGACUGGUUAUUCAGCUCUCCAUUGUUCAUUUUGUACUGAAAUAAAGAGUGGUUUCAUAAUGUAAUAAAAGUACAGAUAA
This is a messenger RNA of Esox lucius (northern pike), 1900 nucleotides long. RefSeq names its product WD repeat domain 34 (gene dync2i2). Bases 160 to 1668 code for a protein of 502 amino acids. Gene Ontology annotation, cellular component: ciliary plasm; cytoplasmic dynein complex. The record is from RefSeq and is a predicted model, not a curated record. The transcript has 9 exons. Gene Ontology annotation, molecular function: dynein heavy chain binding; dynein light chain binding. NCBI's taxonomy places the organism in Eukaryota, Metazoa, Chordata, Actinopteri, Esociformes, Esocidae. Gene Ontology annotation, biological process: intraciliary transport.